UGGGGUCUCGUGUGUUCCUCGGUGGGCGCCAGGGGAGCCACAUCAAGGGGGGCAGUUCGGGCCGGAGAAGGGGUCAAGGAUACGAAGCUCCCCUGGGCGCUGGACAAAGGACGUACACCAGGCAGAAGGAAACGAACCUUAGAGGGAGCUGGCUCCGCCUCUAAGGGAAGAGAGUGGGUGGGUGAAGCCCGGAGGGCGGGGUCCAUGCGGGCCAGAGGAGGACUGCUGGGCUGGAGUACUAGCGUCGCGGGCUGCUUGGGGCGGGACGGGACGGGACGGGACGGGACGGAACAGCGGUGCACGGGUUGCGCUUCCGGCCGGAGGCUUUUUUUCCGCGCUCCGUGGCAUCCACUGGGGGGGCUGGGGGGGGGCGAAUCCGGAAGUCAACAACAUGUCGACUCGGCACCAGAGCCGAAUUGCAGAUUUCCAGGAUGUCCUGAGGGAGCCCAAGAUUGCCCUGGGGAAGCUUCGAGAACUUAGUUUCAGUGGGAUCCCUUGUGAGGGUGGACUACGCUGUCUUUGCUGGAAGAUUCUUUUGAACUACCUCCCCUUGGAAAGGGCCUCAUGGACCUCCAUCUUGGCCAAGCAGAGGGAGCUAUAUUCUCAGUUCCUGAGAGAAAUGAUCAUUCAGCCUGGCAUAGCCAAAGCUAACCUGGGUGUGUCUAGAGAGGAUGUCACUUUUGAAGACCAUCCACUCAAUCCAAACCCUGACAGUCGGUGGAAUACCUACUUCAAGGACAAUGAGGUGUUGCUGCAGAUAGACAAAGAUGUUCGGAGGCUAUGCCCAGACAUAUCCUUUUUCCAGAGGCCUACGGAUUACCCUUGCCUCCUCAUCCUGGACCCUCAGAAUGAAUUUGAGACCCUCCGAAAGCGGGUAGAACAGACUACAUUGAAAUCACAGACAGUGGCAAAAAACCGGAGCGGAGUCACCAAUAUGAGCUCACCUCAUAAGAGCCCAGCCCCGAAUUCACUAAGUGAGUAUGAAGUUCUGCCCAAUGGUUGUGAAGCUCAUUGGGAAGUGGUGGAGCGUAUUCUCUUCAUCUAUGCCAAACUGAACCCAGGCAUCGCUUACGUCCAGGGCAUGAAUGAAAUCGUGGGGCCUCUCUACUACACCUUUGCCACUGAUCCCAAUAGUGAAUGGAAAGAGCAUGCUGAGGCAGAUACAUUUUUCUGCUUUACCAACCUGAUGUCUGAGAUCCGGGACAACUUCAUUAAGAGCCUGGAUGACUCCCAGUGUGGCAUUACCUACAAGAUGGAAAAGGUGUACUCUACCCUAAAGGAGAAGGAUGUAGAGCUCUACUUGAAGCUGCAAGAGCAAAACAUCAAGCCACAGUUCUUUGCUUUUCGAUGGCUAACACUGCUGCUGUCCCAGGAGUUCUUGCUUCCUGAUGUAAUCCGAAUUUGGGAUACCCUCUUCGCUGAUGACAACCGAUUUGACUUCCUCCUCCUUGUCUGCUGUGCCAUGUUGGUAUUGAUCCGGGAGCAGUUAUUGGGAGGGGACUUCACCUUGAACAUGAGGCUGCUUCAGGAUUACCCCAUCACAGAUGUUCACCACAUCCUACAGAAAGCCAAGGAGCUCCAGGACUCGAAGUAAGCCUAUAACAGGGAGGUCCAGGACUCCAACUACCUAAGGAAAGGCCCUGUGCUCAUGGCUGAGUCUGUGUCAGCCCUUAGAGACUCCCAGAAGCCUUCCCUUUGCCUGGAGCUGUUGGAGCAGUAGAGUUCGAGCUGAUUGAAUACUCUUCUCCUGGUGUCUCACAUCCACAUGACCUAGUCAGCACCUCCAAAGCAGCUCCAUUCUUUUAUAAUUGUAUUUUUUCCCCUAGUUUGGUUCUUCAUUAUCUGGCUACUAUCUCCCAUUCCCUUCUCAAGCUCCCUACCCCCUUACACACUCCAUACCCUAGUAGCACUUUCCUCCAGGUCAUUUCAAGAUAGACUCACUUUCUAUGGGAAGUUCCAAUUGAGUGAGUGGGCUGUUUGGAGGUUGACAAGAGGCCCUUCAUAUCUCUACCUCCCUAUCUUUUUCUCAGUCCUGCUGCUGAGGAUUGCACUACUGCUUUUCCUACUUUUGGAUUUGCUUCACCUUAUCUCUUGGGGGUGGAUGGAGAAGUAAAGAAUUGUAUAGAGACUCUUUAUUCUCUUCCUAAUAAGUGCUCUGGCUCCUUCCCUGAAAAAAGUAAUUCUAGAAAGAACCAGAAGCUGAUAGAGGAACUUCUCUCUCAGUGUCUCUCUUCCCUCUCACCCUCCUGUUUUACUAUAUUUCAGGGCUAUUUUCCACACCAAUUUUGUCAAAGCAAUUAGUUGAAUAGAAUUCCCAGGUAGUGAAUCACCUGAUGACAUGAAAAUCCCAUUUCCAGGGAGCCAAGAAUAGUGCCAGUAUGAGGGAGCUUAGACCUUGCUUGUAUGCCCACAGUGGUUUAGGAACUUGGAUGUCUCUUCCAUCCCCAAUUCUCUCACCUUUAAACCUCUGCUCACUAUGUUUUGGCAGGCCAACAGUAUUUUCUGAGUUUGGUAAACCCAGAGUUCCUCACUGCCCAAUUAAAAGAAAUUUGUCUUGGAAUCCAAAAGUCACUAAGUUUUGCCCUAUGAGUACUUUGAACUGAAUAUUACUCACAAAACCUUUGUUUUCUCUUCCCUUAGGUCUCUUUGUAUUCAGAACCCUAGAAUAGUACAUUUGCCUGGAAAGAGUCUGGAGGGUGGGAGGCAGGAAUCUAGGAGUUUUUUUCUUAUGAAUGUUCUUAAGUGGCUUAAGGAAAGUGUCUUAGCUUAUACUGAUUUGGGGACAGGUAUCAAAUGAUGAAAAGAAAUUGAGAUCAUUAAGAUGUUCCCCCUUGGGUCGGUUGUUGCACAAGCACUUAUUGUAAUUUGUAGUGGGGCUUAUCUCCAAACAACAUCCUGAUGCUAAUACUGAGGACUGAAGAACCCAAAUGAGCUAGUACAAGAAAGUCCAUUUGCUUAGGGAACAAGCCAGCACUCCAUUGGCAUAGACACUAAAGCAGAAGAAUCCUAGAAGGGUUUGCUGGCCAGCUUCACCCCUUGAUAUAGCAAUGAUUGAAUGUAUGACUUUACAUUGUUCAAAAGCAUGUUAAUUUCCUUUGGAGUGCGUAUGUACAAUAUAAUAUUAGGAGAAGGUAAAAGAAACAAGGUAUUAUGGGGGGGGCUUCAAGGUUUAAUUGGUUUCUUUUUCUUCUUAUCUGUCAUGACAUGACAUGACAUGCUGUCAUGCAGCAUGAUCAGGAUUUUGGAUCUGACUCUUUAGGCUUUUUUCCUUACAUGUGCAUCCUUAGGUUUCCCAGGCUUGAAUCCUGCCACGUUCCUGAUAAUGAGACCAUUUCUUUUACUGGUUCUAGUUAUUAGGCCAAGCACCUCAUUCCAUUUCUGCUAGGGUCUUCAUAAACUUCUGUCUCCUGCUCUCACUUUUCUAAGCCCUGACAGUAUUUGGGAGAUUUUACUAUUUAUUAAAAUUCCAUUAUUUAUUACAGGUGGGCAAAUUUAGUGGUAAAAAUGAAUGUGUAGUCCUCAUGACUUAUCAAAGUCGCCUGAAUAUUCCAGCAUCACCCCAUCACCUUUAUUUCUAUAGCAUUCCUAUCUGUCACUAUUAUUGGUUCUGAAAGGAGGGAGAGAAAAAAUAUAUAGAUGAUUUCUUUCCCUUUAGGCUGGCUCACCACCUGAUGGUACUUGCUCAGUCUUGGGUGAUUCCUUUUAACUCCUUACUUCUGAUUGGAGAUGUGGAGUCUGUGGUACUCUAGGGUAAUAGGGAGAUAACUUGAGCAGGGAACUGCUUAAAGAUACAGUCCACCUCCCACUCACCCCCAGCUUUAGGUUGUGUCUAUAAUCCCUGACACUUUUAAGGGGUAGGACAUGUGCUUGAGAAAGGACCUGGGAGUGAUUAGAGAUUUCUUUCCAUUCACAGGGGUAGGAAGCACUUAUAUUCUUUUUGCUUAUUUUCCUUUUGGAUGACCCUUUCUAAAGCUUCAGGAGAAAGUGGAAUGAAGUUGGGGCAUGUUUUCCUAGUCAGACUCUAUGACCGUCUACCAUCUUUUCCCAUGGGAUGUUAAGAGUAGUUGAUCCCUUGCUGGAAAAAUAUUCUCUGUUUUACCUUACAGUACCAGGAUUGUACCUCAGUAUUUUUAUGGCCUGAGGGUUUUGGCUCAGGGGUCUAGCCAAGACUGCCCAGAUAAGCUUAGACACAUUCCCUUCUUGCCUUCUCCGGGCUUAUACUGUGCUAUAUAUAACCCUGUAAUGAAGAUGGGACAUGAUCACCCCAGAAACCUACUGUUUUGUCCUGAUGCUUUCUUGACCGUGCAAGGAAGGCUGGGGUUGUAGGGAGAAUUCUGUGUUAGCAACGAAUCAGGCUAUGAUAGAUUUAUGGGAAGUGUCUAGACCAUUGGUCUAGUUUGUUGGAGAUCUGGGUUUCCUUCCCUUUGGUUAAGCCCCCAGAUUCAAAUGGUGGACUCAUGAAAGUGGUCAGGGUCUACAGGCCUGGGUCCUAGGUCAGUGGUCUCCUAAAGGCUGGUACCUGUAGCAUUGUAUGGCUAGAGGCAAGUCUUUGUUGGAGAACCUCAAGAGUUGGACCUAAGGCCCCAAACCACACCUCAGACUUUAUUUAGUUUUUUAUGCAUGGUAUCCAGUAGGCAUUUCUUUGGAUUGCUCAGAAUUUUUUUCUUUUAAAUUUUUUUGUUAAUCAAUGCUGUUCAUGAAAACUUGUCUUAAUAAAUCAUGUGUCUUUCCUUUGCAAUGGA
This is a messenger RNA of Monodelphis domestica (gray short-tailed opossum), 4742 nucleotides long. It is a transcript of the gene TBC1D13, whose product is annotated as TBC1 domain family member 13. Gene Ontology annotation, molecular function: GTPase activator activity. Lineage: Eukaryota; Metazoa; Chordata; Mammalia; Didelphimorphia; Didelphidae. The record is from RefSeq and is a predicted model, not a curated record. Gene Ontology annotation, biological process: activation of GTPase activity; intracellular protein transport.